UUUUCCACCGGGCAGAAAGAGUGUUUUUCACGCAUUUCCUUCAUUUCCUUCCCCCUCCCAGUCAUUCGUUUGACAGUAGUUAAUUAUUGUUGAGGUGUAAAAGUGUGUGCGUGUCAGUCAGCCACUGACGGUUGCCGUCGCGUUGAAGAAAGAGUGUCAAAAAAGUGAAUUAUCGCAUGAACUGCGAGGAAAAUUUUCAAGCACCAACAAAAUAGCUGCUGCUGGAAAAGAAAGCUAAUCGCUGCUGGUCGUUAACGUGCUAACAAGUGUCUGGUUUGGUGUGAUUCGAAGAACAGUCAAGAAAGUGCAUUAUCAGACAAUUAAUCCGGAGGAAAAUGGUGUUCUUCUAGCUAGUUUGCCGUGCAAUCAGAAAAGUGACUCAACGAAACAUUCCAUCGCUGAAUUGGAGUAGCUGCUGCUGCUGCUGCCGCCAGAUCCGGACGACGACGAUUAUUCAGGAAGCACAGAAUGAGCUCAUCACACUGGGAGGAAUUUUACGCGACCCAUCUGCCGCCAAACUGCUUCGAGGACAAUCGAUCCCUGCUGAAGGAGUUUUGCGAUCGGCACUUCAAACUCAACAGCAACAUCGUUCUCAUUACGUCCGGCGGAACCACGGUCCCACUCGAGCACAACACCGUUCGCUUCGUGGACAACUUCAGCGCCGGCAAUCGCGGUUCGGCUUCGGCCGAAUAUUUCCUGGACCAAGGCUAUGCCGUGAUCUUUAUGUACCGGACCAAAUCGCUAGAACCCUUCUCGAGGCACUUCACCGGACAGCAGCUGCUGGAUAUGCUGGAACUGCACGAGGAAGGCAUGAGCACCACCAUCACCGUUAAACCCGACUCGGUGGACGUGUUGGCGCCGAUCCUGGACAAGUAUAAAAACGCCCAGGAAACGAACCGGAUGUUGUACAUCACCUUCACCAGCGUGGUCGACUAUAUGUGGCUGCUGCGGGCCGCCUGCGAAUGCUUAGCCGCAUUCGAACGCAACGCACUGCUCUACCUGGCCGCGGCCGUAUCGGACUUUUACGUGCCACAGGACGAAAUGCCAACGCACAAGAUCCAGUCCGGUCACGGUGCUCCGACCAUUUCGCUCCAGUUGGUACCGAAAAUGCUGGCCCCGCUGGUUAGCCUCUGGGUUCCGCUGGCCUACGUCGUGUCGUUCAAGCUGGAAACGGACGAAAACCUGCUGAUUGCCAAAUCGCGGGAAAGUUUGAACAAGUACAAGCACAAACUGGUCAUCGCCAACAUCCUGCAGACGCGCAAGAAUCGGGUGGUAUUCGUCACCCAGAACAAGAACUAUGACGUGCUGUUGUCGAAGGAGCAGGCCCACAAGGGUCAGGAAAUUGAAGAGCACAUCGUGACGGACGUGGUCGAUCGGCACCAGGAGUUCAUCCGGGAGGGCGAAAUGCAGCAGCUGCAGCAACAGCAGCAAUGACCCCUGCGCUCGCCACGAGCACUGACCGGUGGCGGAGGCGGAGGACAACAGCUGCAGCAGCAGCAGCAUCAGCAUCAGCAACAGCAACAACAACAACAGCAGCAGCAGAUGCAAUCGCACCAACCGCAGGUCGACUGCCGGGUGACGAUGCCGCACUUUUGCAAGAUCCUCAACCCGGGGAGAAAGUACUGAAGGGCGACCGGGAGGUAUGUUUAGUUUUAGUUUUUGUUUGGAUAAGUUAUGAAAUUGUUCAUUCAAAGUAUUUUUUUUUUCGGGAGGGCAAUGCGGGGGAAAAUUAGCGCAGAAACUGUGGUUAACGUAAAUUAUUAUAUUCGUCUGAUGGUGACUACUUAUUAUAUAUAGCUAAAGCAACAAUGCAGCAAAACUGACUGUGUUUGUGGUGUGGUAGUUGAUGAUGUUUUAGUGAAACACACACACACAAAAUAUUUAAAAAAAAAACAGAAAACUGUACGUGGAACAAAAUAUUAUGUAAUCAACUGCACGCUCUGUAUUGACUUAAUAUCUAGUGGGAGUAAAGUGAACCUUAACUGUGCGUGUGUAUGUAGGACUAGUCUAGGUUUUUUUCGUCGAAAGGGACCCGUUUUUUCGAUAGAAGGACUUGUAGGGAGACAUUGUUGCUGGAAAUGGUGAUAUUCAUUGUUAUUGGUUGGGAAAUGUUUGUUAUAACUUAUUUAAGAUUUUUGUUUUUCUCAGGGAAGUCAAUGCCUGUAUCCGGGGAACUUUGAGGUGUGGGCGUAAUUGCUUUUGUAAAUAUACACAUCAGCUCCAAAUGAUAGAGGAAUCAUUCAAUGUUGAGCUUUAUGGUGAAUGACGUAUUUGUUUACAGGAAAAGUUCUCCGGAUAUAGAGCAUCUGGUUGAAGCACGUGAACAGUUGGGGAAAUGUGAUUCAACUGGUAAUUUAAUCUCGUUGUGUUCUACACGGGACCCAUAUUUACAGGAUAGCAGCCGUACGUUGUUGUAAGUGGCUUAUAUAGUUCAGAUAAGAAUUUCCUACCACUAAAGACUGAUUAUGAUUAUUUAUCCGGUGCGUCCGGUGGUUCGGCGUGAGAAGUAAACAUUUCGAUCGUUCGGUGGUUUGGCGUGUGAAAAUGCUGAGCUUGCACAUCGCGUCAUCCGUUUCUAACGUACUUUUAACUUUGUCAUCGGUAGAUUUCUCUUCGUCAUGACUAUAACUAUUACUAUCGGGGAUUUGACCCGAUUCAGAAGGAACCGGCCCAGAUCCACUGCCAUUAUUCAUUGCAGCUAAAUUCUUGCCCGCAAUAAUUCUCGAAAAUGAACUAGCCAUAUUUUCCUAUUUCUCAUUUAAUAAUUUUUGAAGUCCGCCAACGGCCUCCUUUAGGUUAGGGUACCAUUAUACCGUUCUUUUUGUUACUUUUGUGGCGUGAUAUUCAAUACGAACAAAUACCCGUUCUCUUUGAAGGUUGAACUAACGGAAGUUGGUCAUCCUGUCAGCGGAAUCUACUCGGCCAACUUUGUUGCCUCGGUUUGUUUCAGGAACUCCCCGAUAGUUCCGGUUCUUACACCCUUGCUAGCAUCGACCAGGCAGUGUACAUAUUCCUCCAGGCUCGAAUUAGUUUCUCAGCCACCCUGCAACGGAUUCGUUGUCAAGGUCAACGUAACGUCCAUCAACCAGUCCUGGUGCCGCCUCGACUGCAGGUCCGAGGACACUAGUAGGCCCUCUAUAGAACUGAGGAGUCAGUUCACUACCGGUUCCCCUGACAUAAUUGAGAAUAGCCGCGUUUGCGUUUGCCUCGUGGACGUUGAUCUCUCCGACCAUUCUGGCGUUCGAUGACCUAACCCGCGAGUUUGCGCACCCGAUUGCGUGAACGAAGAUAUGGAGAUGCGGUUUGACGGUUGCGGAGUACGGGCUCUUGGUGGACAGCUUCAUGCUAGAGAGAUACAGGGUGUAUGAAAAUCGAUUGUCGAUCUCCUCGCCGGACUUCAGAAGGCGCUCCAAAUCAUCUGCAAUGUUCGCGGUCCAAAUCCAUUGGGCCAGGCCCUAGAGCCGCGCAGUCUCUGUAUCUAGUCGAGAUCGUAAAGUAGCGCACUCGGGAUUAACGCUAGGUUCGGAGACACUGGGAGUCGUUAUGUAUUUUACACUAUGUACUCGAUCAUUGGUGAUCGAAAUUGAAGUUGAGUUGAGUGGUUUCACAUUUUUUGCGAAAUCUUGAAUAAAACGGCGGUAAUAACCGAGGGUUCCAAGAAAACCUCUUAGUUCCGUUUCCGUUUUUGGAAUUGGCCAAUUUUCAGCACUUUUGCUGCAAAAACUGCCUGGUUAAUCUUCCGCCUACGUUCAAGAGUUUCAAUACCCAGUAGUUGGCAACGAUCUUCGUAGGGUGGUAGGUUCGUAGGAUCGUACCAAGGAAGGUGGCGAAGAACGUAACGAACGAAUUUCCUCUGAACAGACUAGAUCCUCGCUAUCCAAACUGUUUCAUACGGACACCAUACUACUACACCAAAUUCCAAGAUCGAUCGCACUAGAGAACAAUAUAGAGCUGUCAGGCAGGUAGGUUCCCGAAACUCAUCAGAGAUCUUAAAGAUGAAUCCGAGUUGCCUGUUAGCUUUGGCUAUGAUAUCCGUGUAAUGUAGCGUAAAUGUCAAAGCAGAAUCAAGUGUAAUUCCUAGAUCACGAACGUUGUCCACACGCUGCAGAGGUUGGUUAUCGAUCGUAUAAUUGAAUGCAAUAGGUUUUAGCUUGCGAUGGAAAGUGAUGAUAUUGCAUUUUUGAACACUCAACGUGAGAAAAUUCCUAGAGCACCACUCUUCGAAACUAUCGAUCAGGUGCUGCAACCGCAGGCAGUCAGUGAAGCAUCGCACAGCCACUGCGUUAUCCAUUCCGGAAACCCCAUGUGUACCAUUUUGUCUAUGACCAAGAUAUUUGGUACAGUGUCGAAGGCCUUGGCGAAAUCUAUAUAAAUCGAAUCAACUUGUUGUCCAUGUUCAACUUCGCGAGACAAGGUGUUGACGUAACACAUCGUGGAGCGUUGUUUCAUGAAACCAUGUUGGCUGCCGGAGAUUAAUGAAGAUACGGCGUUAUACAGAACGUUAUGCACCAGUUUUUCGAAAAUUUUGCUCAAGCAACACAAGACAGAAACACCUCGAUAGUUCGUGACUCGAUUACAGUUGCCGGAUUUGUAGAUUGGAAUGAUAGAAGCUGAUUUGCAAGCCACUGGGAACAUCCUGUCAUGCAGCGAACGGUUGAAUAGAGAUGUUAUGGGAGAUGCAAGUGCGGUGGAACAAUUCUUCAGCAGCAAGGGUGGUAUACCGUCCAUUCCAGGUCCUUUAUCAACGUCGAGUUCUUCAAUGGCUUUCACCACUUCGACAACGGAAAACUGAACGUCGGGUAGAUUUAUGUCUGGUGAAGCAAUAUAGGCAAAGCGGCUGAAGCGAGGAACAGGCGAUGAUUUGCUAAAUACGCUCUCGAAGAACUUGGCGAAUAGGCUUGCUGCUUCCGAAUUAGAGCUAGCGAUGGUUUCGUCGUAUUUAACGUUAGUUGGAAUGCGAGUAGCCGAUUUUUGGCUUCUGACAAAAUUCCAGAAACAUGAAGGAUUUUGCUUGACAUCUAAUUGAAUCUUAGCCAUGUAACUUUCAUACGUGGAAAAGAGAAGUGCCUUGUACGUUGUUUCCACUUCCUGAUUAGGUUAUUCCGCUCACUAUCGGACUUCAUCAGAAAGAAACGGCUGCGUGCUUUCCUGAGGACGUUUCGUAGAUGACGUAGUUCAGAGGUCCACCAUGGCUUGUUGUAGACUAAAGAAGCUCGUUGUCUCUUUUGAGGUACUUGGUCACUAAGAACUUCGUAAAGUUUAUCAUAGAAAGCAGAUACAGACUCGUCCAAUGAUUCCCGUCGCAGUAGAGCAUCCCAUUCGAUGUUUGAGAGCACGUCAUCCAAACGACCAAAAUCACACGACUGAAAAUUAAAGUUGAAUCUCACAUCCCCAUCGUCCGUUGUGAUUGUGCCAUUACAGCUUUCGUCAAGAAGCAAGAUAAAUGGUGCGUGAUGGUCGUCAAUUGGUAAAAGUGGAGUUGAGGGUACAAUGAGGUCAAAGUACUCCGGUAGAUUGACAAACACAAGAUCGAGGAGUCUGCCAUUAGUAUUCACAACAUCGUUGACCUGACGCAAACCAGAGGCAAACAUAUUUUCUGUGAGGCAACGUUCUAUUUCUGAGGAAACGUUUGACGGGAUAAAGCCGUUCACGUCAUCGUCUGAUUGCCACCUGAGGUGUCUACCGGACGCAAUCUAGGUUUUCGGAUUGAAGUAUACUCGACAACUUCCAAUUUGAGAUUCGUUUUUAUUGAAAUGGAAAUCUUACCAACUAACUUACAGAGUUUUCCUAUGGGUGGAGCCUGGACUGUCUUAUUGGAUAAAAAAGACUAUACUUAAGAACGGGCGUCGCCAAAUAUGUAAACGCACUUAACACACACUAUGCAUCAAGAAGUAUGUCACUGCCGGUCAACAUUUGCCUCACGCGUUGUUAAGCGGUGGUGUUUAAUUUCAUGUAGCUGGUGUUGUUAAACACGCGGUCGUUUUGGAAAGGAUGUUUGAAAAGGUUUGGAAUUUGAUCCACAACGCGGAUGCGUGGAAUCGUUUUGGGUUUGACUUGGAAAACAUGUUUUGAGGAAACGUUAACUGAAGUGGUUUCGAUGUAACUGAAAAUAUUAAUUGUCACAUCGCAAUGAGGAAAUUUAUGAGAUGUUUGCCUUACGGGAAACGUCGAACUACUUUUUGAAAUGCAACAUGCUACCCUUAUGAGAAACGUCGGUCAUGGGAAAUUAUUUGAAAUGGUAACACAUGGUUUGGUGUUUAUGGUGAGAAAUGAUUACGGUUACUUUUGUGGUACACUACACCUCCCCCCUUUAAAAGAAUGGUGUAGUGCAACGAAAGCGCUCUAAAAAAAAAAAAUUGUAUGUUUGAUUGGUUUGAGUUAAAUAAAUAAUCCAGACUCCAUUCACAAUAUUUGCUUAUUUGAUUAAUCUAUUUCUAUGAACUAUCAAAUGGUUAUUUGUUGUUUCAUUUCGGAUUUCACAAUUUUGAUUGUUCACUUGAGUAACUAAAUAAGGACCGUUAUAAAAUUAAUCUAAUUUUCUUCUGUUUUCAUUAGUCAAAUAAACUUUGUCUCCUAUAUUUAUCUCAAUCGGAUUUGCAGCUUGUUCGGAAUUUUUACUUCUUAAUAAUUUUUGGGCAAUUAGUUUAUCUUUGGCGAGGGAAUUUGAUUUUUGAAUUUUGUAUCUGAGCUCAUUUUUGUAGGCUUCCAUAUUGUAAACAGGUUCUAUUCUAUCGUUCCGUAGCUUUAAAACCAAACACUAGUUCAUAAGGUGUAUACCCAUGAUCAGAGUGUGGUGUUGUAUUAUAGUUAAAUUCAUAAUAUUUCAGCCAAUCAUCCCAGUCAGAUUGAUGUUCAUUGACAAAAAAUCUCAGAUAUUCAUUCAAACAUCUGUGAUUUCUUUCUAAUGAACCAAUCGUUUGUGGGUGAUAUGCAGUUGAGAAUGUUUGCUUAAUGUGUAAUAAAUGACAAAUCUGUUCCAGGACUUCAUUCUUGAAUUCAGUACCUUGAUCGGAUUUUAACUCUAAGAAAUUACCAUAAAUAAGAAUAAAGUUAUCAAUCAAAGCUCGUGCUAUUGCAUUCGCUUCUUUCGUUUGUAAAGGAAUAAGAACAACAUAUUUAGUGAGAUCGCACUGUAAGGUCAAUGCGUAUCGAUUAUUAUGAUUACUUCUAGGAAGAGGUCCUACUGUAUCUAUAGAGACCACUUCAAAAGGUUUUGUAGGAGUAGUAGUUAUAUGGAAUUGUUCUCUAGUAUGCGUAAUUACUUUGUUUUUCUUGCACAAUUCGCAUGACUUGACGAAUUCUGCAACAAUUUCUUUCAUGUUCUUCCAGACAUAAAUUUCACGGAGUUGUAGGUACAAUCUUUUUUGACCUAUGUGUCCUCCUGUAGGUGUUUCAUGAUAAAUUUUCAUAAUAUUUCGCAUAACUUGAAAGUCACUAAUGACCUUCUGUGGCUUAAAAAUUAUGAUUUGCAAAUGUUGUAAAAUUUUAUUGGCCUUUUCUUUAAAUUCAUUCAUUGACAAAUGUUUAAAUAGUUCAUCAUCUGUUGCAAUUGCUAGCGUAUCAAUUUUCAAUGCCUUGGCUUGAUUUUCAAGUUUUGAAAGAGCAAACUCUAAUGCUUGACUUCCAUUAUGUCUUGAUUGUUGUGCUUGAGCUACAACUUUCAUGUAUUUAUUGUUCUUACAAAUUAAAAAUGUCAAAUAAUGGUUGUCUAUAGUUGUAACCAAUUUCAACAUAUUUUUGGUCUCAGAUGGAUUUUCAGUAGUAUAAGAUUGAAGUUGAUCAGGCUCCUCACUUAAAACUGGUUUAUCCACAAUAUUUUUCGCUUUUCUGGUCAUAGCUCGUGUAUACUACUACUAAUAUACUAUUUGACUUUAAGUUUUCUGAAGUUAUUUCAAUACGUGAGAGCGCAUCGGCUCCAACGUUUUCCUUGCCUCUAAUAUAUACAACGUCAAAAUCAAAUUCUUCAAGAUCAAGACGCAUUCUCGUUAAUUUCGAAGAUGGAUCUUUGAUCUUGAAUAAGUAAACAAAUAAUUCCUACAUCUUCGCUUAUUUCCUCCUCAAGAUUAUCCUUCUUGUUAUGGAGAUUCUUCAUCAAAUUUGACAAAAUGCACAUAGCCAGUCCUCACUGUAAAUCUUCUGCCAUACAAAUAGGGUCUAAAGUAAUUUAUAGCCCAAUGUAUUGCAGUUAGCUCUUUCAGUAUUACUGAUUUAUUUUUCUCGCCUGGUGUGAAUGUUUUACUGGCAAAGGCAAUCGGAAGAUCACCUUUUUCAGUAACUUGGGAAAGUACGGCUCCGCAUCCUAUAUCAGAUGCGUCCGUGGUAAGAAUGAAUCUAUUGUUAAAGUCAGGGUAUUGUAGUAUUUUAGGUGACAUCAGCUGGUAUCGCAAGUAAUCGAAUGCUCGUUGACAUUGAUCUGACCAAUAAAAUUUUGCAUUUUUUCUUAGAAGUUGGUUCAAAGGAUGUGCUAUACUAGCGAAAUUUUCUACAAACUUUCUAUAGUAGUUACAGGUAAGCUACAAAUCUCCUUACUUCAUCAGCAUUUUUUGGAAUAGGAUAAUUAAUUAAUGUAUCAAAUUUUGAAUCAUCGGGUAAAAUACCCUUAUCAGUAAUUUUAUGACCAAGAUAAACUACUUCUGAUUGGAAGAAUUUACAUUUGGAUGGAUUGAGUUUUAGAUUGUAAAAUCUCAAACGUUUGAAAACUUCGGAUAAGUUACUUAAAUGAUGUUUAACUGAGCAUCCAACUAUAACGAUAUCAUCGAUGUAAAUAAAUGCUAUUUCAGGCGCUAGACCAGCCAUGGCUAUAUUCAUCAUCCGUUGAAAACUAUUCGGACUGAUGUUCAAGCCAAACGGUAGUCUUUUAAAUUGGUAAUGACCAGUUGAUGUAGAAAAAGCUGUAUACUUUCUUGACUCUGGAUCUAAUGGUAUCUGGUGAAAACCAGACAUUAAAUCAAGAGUGGUAAAGUAUUUUGCUCUACCUAACUGAUCUAAUAUUUCGUCAAUUCUGGGUAAAGGAAACUUGUCAGCCAGAAUCUUUUUGUUCAACUGGCGAAAAUCUACAUCAAGUCUCCAUUUCUUAUCUUGAUUAUCCGACUUCUUAGGAACUAGGAGUACAGGUGAAUUAUAGGGCGAUAUUGAUGGUUCAAUAAUAUCAUCCCGUUGUAAUUUUUGAAUUUGUUUGUCAAUUUCUUCAUGUUGAGAAUGAAUCGUGCGAUAGUUCGGUAUAUAGACUGGAACACUAUCAUUCAAUGGAAUAUGCUGCGAGUAAAAAUUAUUAGUCGAAAGAUUUUCAUCCGGUAAACAAAAAAUAUCUUCGAAAUCACUAAUAAGAUUCCCUAAAGGUUUUUGAACAUCAAGAGGAACGUUCUUGAUAUUUAUGUUGUUAAGAAUCUCAUUGACUCUAUUAUUCUUAUUGUAAAUAUGAUUAUUCUUAUUGCACUCUAUUUUCAUAAAAUUCCGAAGAGGUUCAGUUUUAGGCAUGAAAUUUUUAAUUACAGUUUGCUUAUUAGUAGUAUUUACAAAUUUUACAGUGGUUAAUGCAGGAGGCACUAUAGUAUUUCCACAAAAUACUCCAGCCUGGAUUUCUUGUGAAAGCACUACAGUAUCUUCAGUGAAAUUAAUCAGAGGAAUACGCCUUAUUACUUCGCAUCUGGCCGGGAUAACGAUAGCAUUAUUAAGGUUAUCCUCUAUGGGGAUAUCAAUAGAUUGAUUUUGAAAAUUUAUGUUAAGAAUCCAAGUUUCGUAAUUAAUGUUGCAUCUGUACUUAAUUAAAAAAUCACGACCGAGAAUGCCAUCAGUCGGGAUUGGAAAUUCAUUCGGAACAAUUUGAAAUGUGUGGUUGACUAUCAAACCAUUAUGGAAUCGAAGGCUUGUUGUGAUUUCAGCUAAUGUUUCAAUAGAUCCUUCUGUUACACCUGUGAGAUUGAAUUUCUUUGCUGGGUUUAUCAUCUGAAAUGCCGAUAUUUUUCCUAUCUUAAACAAUGCAGUAUCUGCACCACUGUCUACAAUAAGUGUGCAUUUUGAAUUAGUCAUUUGUACAUCUAAAGUAACAAAAUUUACAGCAUUUAAAUUGAUGCUUAAUAUUGAGGUAGGUUCGGGUGUGCCUGACUCCCGUGGCCUUGGCCUGAAAAAUAUUCAUUUUGCUGUUGUUGCAUUCUCUGUGUUGAAAUGUUGGUUUCGGCCACCUCUUUACCGUUCUUUUGACGGUUUUAAUUAACGAGUACCAACGCGCGCACAACUUAGCAUGGAACGAACAUGGACUUUCUCUUACGUGCGAAAUGCCUGGCUGGAGAUUUCCAGCCGGGUCGCAGAGAAUACACUUGAUUUAUUGAGAAUGUCGAAAUGCCGAGAUGGGUAGUCCCAUUCGGAUCGAGCUCAAAAAUCAGAAUCACUGUUUAUUGAACAUGCUUAUCUUUUUACAUUGGUUUAUGUGUGGUAGAGUAAGAUAUCUAUGGUUUAGAGUGAGACGACUGGAGUGACGUAUAAUUUGUCUAAAAUUGCUCAUCCUAGCAUAAUCGAUAAGUUUACAUGUACUUUACUUAAGCGCUUGGCGUUGUCAUCCGAAACCUUUCCUGCUGCGCGAACGACCUCGGACCACACCGGUAGGGUGGAGAGAGACGAGAGUGCGCUGAAAGUCCAGUAUCGAGUGGCUACACAUAUGGCUCGUUUAGAAUUGCAUAAUUGCUUUCUUUUUGUCAGGGAAUGGAGUAUCAUAUUUGUUAAUUUGUAUUUUACUGCAAUAGGGAAUGGUAUACCACACUUUGCUAUGUGGGCGAAUUUGGGAACAAACCGCCUGUAAUAGCUAAUUGUUCCUAGGAAUGAUUUAAGUUUCUUCGGAGUUUUUGGCAGAGGCCAGGCCUUUAUUGCCUCUAUUUUGUUUGGAUUGGGCUUAACCCCAUCUGUUGUGACGACAUGUCCAAGAAAACCUACUUCCUUUCGGAGGAAAUCUGACUUGUCGCAUUGCACUUUGAGAUUUGCUUCUCUCAAAGUUUGGAGGACCUUUUUAAUAUCCUCUAGGUGUGUCUGUAAAUUAGUACUAAAUAUAAUGAUGUCGUCCAUGUAGACGAAGCAUCUUAUACCCAAGUGCUUUCUCAGCACUGAGUCCAUGAGUCGUUGAAACGUUGCCGGGGCGUUCUUCAACCCGAAUGGCAUUCGUACGAACUCAUACUUCCCAUGGUCUAUAUUAAAGGCCGUUUUGGGAAUAUCUUUGGGGUCGACCUCAAUCUGGUGGAAACCACUCUAGCUAGGUCGAGCACCGUAAAAUACUGAGCUUUUCCUAAUCGGUCUAGCCUUUUGUACGUAAAUACGGUAUGAAAUUCAUGUCAGAUGUUUUAUUAAGCGAACGUUUUGAAAAUUUGAUUCGUCCACCUCGCCAUGUCCGUCAUUGUCAUCGUCGUCAUCGUCGCUGUAAUUUAAUGCGUCGGGUUCGUCUUCCUCCCGUUCCUCUUCUAUCUCGUUAUUAUGAACCUCAGCUUUAGUUUUGUAGCUAGGUUUGUGCUGAGUAAAGUUUUUCUUGAAUGGUGGCUUAGGAGGGAAUUUAGAACUGAUUUGAUUAAUGCAUACUGCUUGGUAUGCCUCCUCUAAUGAUUCCGGCUCUGACUGCCUGAUUAUGGAUGCGAGUGGUUCGCCGAUGUUGUCGAGAUACUUUGUGAUUAUAAGGAUUUCAAUUAAAUGAUUGGUUUCAACCGGGUUCAAGGUUAGAUUCAUUUUUAAUUUCGACGAUAAUUCCUUAACGUCGGCGUAAAAUUUGUGAUUGUUCCUAUCACCCCGUUUCAUGUGAAACAGUUUUGAUAGGUUUGUGGCAAAAUCUCUUUGAUCGCCAUAGUUUUCGAGUAAAACCCUCCUGAUACCUGGUACCGAGCUGGGGUUUCCAUUUGCACAUAAAAUUGUGCGCGCUUCGCCUUUUAUUUUAUUUUUAAUAGCCCGCAUGUAGUGGCUUGGAAUUGUGUCGGGAGCGUCAUUUUCUCCCUUCACGAGAUACAUUUCAGGGCGGCUAGUAGAACCACGAUGGUGGUUCCAUUAGGUUCCAUUCUUUGCCGUUCUUCUCGUCUUCGUCACUCGGCAAGUUAUUUUCGAUCCGCAGGUUUCGGUCUAUUUACUAUUUUACGCACUGAAAUCGGUACUGUUUUUCGCACUAAAGUGGUUUCGCAUUGCACAUUGACCGUCGUGCUGCUGCUAGUCAAUCGUCAACAAAAUCGUAUCUCACUGCGUAAUAACCGUCGUGCCGCUGCUAUUCACUACGUUCAUUCGUGGGUUACAACUCGCUAUGCCCAUUGGUCCUCGGUAGUAUCGAAAGCCAAUCAGUAGUAUUUUUACUACCAUUCUUCAUCAUAGGGUUCUUUUUCAAAUUAUCUAGUAUACUAUUGAGCUUGUGGAUUAAGAUGCCACAUUCCUCCAUUUACUUUGAUUCAUUUAUUCGUGGACCCUAUGUAUGUAUAGUUUUCAAUCAACUUUUAUAAUAAUUGAAACUCUAGUUGCCAUUUGUCAAACAUGUAUGUUAUCUGAUCUAACAAUUCUUGGUCAUGCGUUGCCGACCUUGUAGGUAAAGGUAUCCGAAUCAGUACACCACCACAUUCCGAGCACUUUCUCUGUGGCUAGCUCCAGCGGCA
Messenger RNA from Ochlerotatus camptorhynchus, 12605 nucleotides. It is a transcript of the gene Ppcs, whose product is annotated as phosphopantothenoylcysteine synthetase. Gene Ontology annotation, molecular function: phosphopantothenate--cysteine ligase activity. Gene Ontology annotation, biological process: coenzyme A biosynthetic process. Gene Ontology annotation, cellular component: cytoplasm; nucleus. The transcript is spliced from 3 exons. Lineage: Eukaryota; Metazoa; Arthropoda; Insecta; Diptera; Culicidae. The record is from RefSeq and is a predicted model, not a curated record. The coding region runs from base 469 to 1434 and encodes 321 amino acids.